CGUCACUCCGUAAGUCUCGCCACUGGUAUUUAUCCCAUUAUACACGUUGUACACGACAGGGCAGAUUUUCGUGAGUUCCGUUGAUUGGUCCCUUCCCCGAUGAGUGUACUGAUUCGGUGGGCACACAGUAGGACAGUCAUUUUUAUUGGGAUAUCCAUCCUCUCCGCCAUUUCGGCCCUUGCAGUCUGUUUAUUCAUAGGGACGGUCUGUUUUGAGAGACAUCGCCCUUCUCGACCCGUCUACUUUAGGGUCGCUUGCUUCCUUUUCCCAAUACUUAUCAUACAAUUUGGUAAGAACUGCCUUCCUAAAAGGUACCAUGCAACCCUUCAUUUCAACCCCUUCAUUUUAAGGAGUUGGGAUGUUUAUCUUAAUCAUACACCUCCCAUGUGAGUGUCUAUGCUAAUGCGACGUGCGAGCGCAUUUCCUGAUUGACUACCUCCAGCGUACGUGGUUACGGCAAUGAGAGUACAAGUCAUCCGUGCGUACUCAUGGCCAUUGCCCAUCCCCACGUCCUGCUCAGUCUAUGGUAGGUCGAUGAUCCGAACUGCACUGCACUCCCAAGUCUUAAUCAUCGCAUCCCUCAGCAUUACUUUAUUAUCGGUAAACUAGGGAAUUAAAGUCAAAUGUUAUCUAAUGCAGUUCGACAGGAGCGUUCAUCUUAAUCUCGUGCGUAGUCAUUGGGUAGUCCAACUGG
Messenger RNA from Cantharellus anzutake, 694 nucleotides. RefSeq lists its product as uncharacterized. The record is from RefSeq and is a predicted model, not a curated record. Lineage: Eukaryota; Fungi; Basidiomycota; Agaricomycetes; Cantharellales; Hydnaceae. The transcript has a single exon. Bases 100 to 390 code for a protein of 96 amino acids.